Molecule: messenger RNA, 1460 nt
Organism: Lasiosphaeria miniovina
Lineage: Eukaryota; Fungi; Ascomycota; Sordariomycetes; Sordariales; Lasiosphaeriaceae
Product: ClpP/crotonase-like domain-containing protein
Exons: 2
Coding region: 411-1277 (288 amino acids)
Biological process (GO): fatty acid beta-oxidation
Cellular component (GO): peroxisome
Molecular function (GO): delta(3)-delta(2)-enoyl-CoA isomerase activity
Source: RefSeq, a predicted model, not a curated record
CACCUACUUCAGUAUUCAAUUUCUGAAUGCGAGGUCCAUUAGCAUAUGCUGAAAUGUAUGCGCAUAGCCGCGUUUCAGCAUUUCAGCAUCUCUAAUUGCGAUUAAAGUAAACAUAACCCAAAAUCCGUUCGCUGAAAGUGCCCCCAAGGUGGGCCGAGGUAGUCCGUCCCCGGCUCGGCCAAGGCUGCCUCCCUUGCCACUACUGCCGCCGCACUUAUACAUCGACCGCUGACCUGAGACCUGGCCUCGCCUCACCCCCAACACAACACAACACAUCGCAUUCAUUCUCACUGCAAAACGGCUGCAGAAUUAACUUGAAUAAUUACCAACACCGACACAGGCCAGCAGCCGAGGUCUGUCUGUCUGAGGUGCGCAGAGUGAAAGAGACAAGACACACACAAACACACAACAUGUCGCAACAACCACCCCCCUCCUCGCCUCCGGCGCUCUUCACCAUCCCCAUCGAGCCGCUGGGCGACCGCUACCCGGCGGGGACGGUCGUGUGCACGGAGCCGGCGCCGGCUGUGUACGUGCUGACCAUCACAGUCGGCGCCGACAACCGGCUAACAACGCCAACGUGCCGUGCGCUGCUGGCGGCCCUCGACACGCUCGAGUUCGGCGGCUUCGCCCCGGGCGUCGUCGUUACGACCAGCGGGAUCGCAAAGUUCUACUCCAACGGCCUCGACCUGGAGCACGCCCUGUCCACCGAGGGCUUUACUCCUGACGUGCUCUACCGCCUGUUUGCCCGGUUUCUGACCUACCCCAUGCCAACGGUCGCGCUGCUCAACGGCCACGCCUUCGCGGGCGGGCUGAUGCUGGCCAUGCACCACGACUACCGCGUGAUGAACCCGACGCGGGGGUACUGCUGCAUCAACGAGCUCGAGUUCGGGGUGCCGCUGAAAGCCGGCAUGAGCGCCAUCUUCCGGCUCAAGACGAGCGCGGCGACCUACCGGACGCUGGUGCUCGAGGCGCGGCGCUUCGGCGGGCCGGCGGCGCUCGACGCCGGGCUCGUCGACGCGCUGGGCGGGCUCGACGCCGUGCUGGCGUUUGUCGCCGCGAGGGGGUUGACCACUAAGGCUAAGACGGGCGUCUACGGCCUGCUUAAGGCCGAAAUGUACCGCGAGAGCGUCGACCUGCUCGGCGCCGCGGCCCACGCCCGCGACGAGCUGCGCGAGAAGGAAGCUGCCAAGGCCUACGACGCCCGCCGCGACCAAGGCGAGCGCACCGCCCGCGACGUCUUGAGGAAGGGCGGCAGGGCGUCGGCGGCUAAGCUGUGAUGGGAUGCUGUUUUACUGCUGCUGUAGGAUAGUUUUCUCUUUUUGUAGCAUUCUUACAUAAAUUUUGUUUACGCAAGCACCCUGCUGCGUAGGUAGCAUUGAUGCCGUGUUUUUCGUUUAUUUUUGUUACAGAACCGGAGUGAGAAUGAUAUACAUCACGCAAGGCCAUUCCUUGAAUAAUAA